This is a messenger RNA of Geodia barretti, 406 nucleotides long. NCBI's taxonomy places the organism in Eukaryota, Metazoa, Porifera, Demospongiae, Tetractinellida, Geodiidae. The record is from the annotation of a GenBank genome assembly.
AGAGAGAGAGAGAGCAAUGGAUGAAUACAUGUGUACCAACAGGACUGCCAUAGAGCAUGAGGACUCUCUGGUGGUAGCCAGAGGUCUCACGGCAGCCGCUGGGAGCUCACUGACAACAGCAGCUGUCAUCUACAUCACAGUCCACCAGUCUUUCAGGACCCCACUCCAGAGACUGGUGCUGGCUCUGACACUGGCCACUGCCGUCAACCUGCUAGCUAUGACACUACAGAUACAUGUAGGGAGUGAGGUGUACUGUGCAGUCACGGGAUACCUAGUCCAAUUCACCAGCAGUGUCGGUGUGGUCUUAAUCACUGGCACUGUCUUAUACCUGUGGCAUGUCAUACGGAUGGCUGGCCGCCUGCAACGCACACACACACCCUCCCAGACCUCUCACUGGAUCGAAAUA